Messenger RNA from Adineta ricciae, 300 nucleotides. The record is from the annotation of a GenBank genome assembly. NCBI's taxonomy places the organism in Eukaryota, Metazoa, Rotifera, Eurotatoria, Adinetida, Adinetidae.
AUGCGCAAUAACGAGAAGGAAGCAAGAGAAAGAUACCCUAGCAAACAAAUCAGGUACAAAUUGUAUUUUCAAUCAAACGAAGAAACUAUUACAGAAAUGAAUUCUCCAGGGGCAGGUGCAGUGGCAGGGACCAAUAAUGCACAACAGCUACCCAGGUUAUUAUGGCACGGUCGGUUCCGGCCGGAAUCCGGCGGCAAAGAACCUGCCGGAACUUGCUGGAAUCGACGAAAACUGUGCCGGAAUCGAGAAGAACUGUACCGAAACCGACUCAGAUUUCAACGGAUCCAGUCGCCGGAAUGA